CCCCGAGAGCAGGUCCUACCAGCCCAGCCCAGCCCAGCCCAGCCCACAGCAGGCAGCGGAAGCCAGUUUGGGGCCACUGCAGAACAACAGGAGCACAGGUCUCCACUGCUGACGAAGCUGUGACUGAAAGCACCCAAUCCUUGGCAACCUCUCUUCCUGCAGCCAUAGCCCACAUUCCCAUGCCCUGCCUCUGCUUGCUUCGGACUGUCUCUGUACAGCCUCCGGGUCCCCCAUCCUGGAGGUGAACGCCGUGCUCAGACCCUGGUGUGCCCCAUGAUGCCGCCAGCCUAGCUCCCCCUCCCAGUCUGGCACCAUGUUGGCCAACUCCUCAGCCAACACCUCUUCUACCAACAGCUCUGUUCUCCCGUGCCCCGACUACCGGCCCACCCACCGCCUGCACAUGGUGGUCUACAGCCUGGUGCUGGCGGCCGGGCUACCCCUCAACGCGCUGGCCCUCUGGGUCUUCCUGCGCGCUCUGCGCGUGCACUCGGUGGUGAGCGUGUACAUGUGCAACCUGGCGGCCAGCGACCUGCUCUUCACCCUGUCGCUGCCCGUGCGCAUCUCCUACUACGCACUGCACCACUGGCCCUUCCCGGACCUCCUGUGCCAGACGGCGGGGGCCAUCUUCCAGAUGAACAUGUACGGCAGCUGCAUCUUCCUGACGCUCAUCAACGUGGACCGCUACGCCGCCAUCGUGACUCCCCCGUUACUGAUUGAGGCGUAUGAUGGAGGCAAGAUGUGGGAAAUGCGGAGUCCUCACCUCGUGUCUUGGAGCUACCCCAGUUAA
This is a messenger RNA of Galeopterus variegatus (Sunda flying lemur), 787 nucleotides long. It is a transcript of the gene LPAR5, whose product is annotated as lysophosphatidic acid receptor 5. The record is from RefSeq and is a predicted model, not a curated record. Gene Ontology annotation, cellular component: membrane. Gene Ontology annotation, biological process: G protein-coupled receptor signaling pathway; behavioral response to pain. Bases 314 to 787 code for a protein of 157 amino acids. NCBI's taxonomy places the organism in Eukaryota, Metazoa, Chordata, Mammalia, Dermoptera, Cynocephalidae. The transcript has 3 exons. Gene Ontology annotation, molecular function: G protein-coupled receptor activity.